Messenger RNA from Toxorhynchites rutilus septentrionalis, 669 nucleotides. RefSeq lists its product as uncharacterized. The record is from RefSeq and is a predicted model, not a curated record. The transcript has a single exon. NCBI's taxonomy places the organism in Eukaryota, Metazoa, Arthropoda, Insecta, Diptera, Culicidae. Bases 1 to 669 code for a protein of 222 amino acids.
AUGACGAAAGCAGCGGAAUUUAAAAAGCAUUUUGCGAUUUACCGUCAAUCCCACGAGUUUAUCGCUAGAAUGAAGAAAUUUGUGGGUGAAUACGAAGCUGAUUCGCAGCGUGCUCAAAUUUCUGGUCGUUUAGAUGCGCUUAAUACGACUUUUGAUCGAUUUCGCGAUAGUCUUUGUAUUCUGGAACUCUUAUCGGAAGGAAAGGAAGAUGAACCCAUGGAUUUCGUUCAGGAAAUGGGAGAUUUUGAGGAAGAUUAUUUCACGCUGAAAGGAUUUCUUGAGAAUCAGCUGAAGCCGAAGGAAUUCGUUCAUGAAAAUAGGUCAUCGGAAUCGCGAAUUUUGAAGCUGCCGGACAUUAAGCUUCCGGAAUUCAGCGGAAAUAUUUUGAAAUGGUUUUCCUUUUACGACACGUUCGAAUCGUUGGUCCAUAACAAUCACGAUCUGUCGGACGUCCAGAAAUUUUAUUAUUUAAAGUCGACUUUGCGUGGAGAGGCGUUUAAUUUAAUCGAAAAGAUUUCUGUAACAAGCGACUCAAUGGCAUUGAAACUCAGUGGCAUUGAAAGUAAUCACGGAUCGGUACCAGAACAAGAACGUGUUGAUUCGAAACCACAUCGAGUCGCUGUUCCUGGUCGAGAAGGUGAAGAAGGAGUGUCCACGACUGCUAACUAG